Molecule: messenger RNA, 6179 nt
Organism: Stegastes partitus (bicolor damselfish)
Lineage: Eukaryota; Metazoa; Chordata; Actinopteri; Pomacentridae
Product: growth factor receptor-bound protein 10-like
Exons: 17
Coding region: 336-2141 (601 amino acids)
Biological process (GO): insulin receptor signaling pathway; negative regulation of Wnt signaling pathway; negative regulation of insulin receptor signaling pathway
Molecular function (GO): insulin receptor binding
Source: RefSeq, a predicted model, not a curated record
AUGAGUGUGUGUGUGUGUGUGUGUUUGUCUCGUGUGCAAGGAAAGCAGUUCGGGGGGGAACAAGGUGAAGACAACAGAGCAGCGGACAGAGGUUUUGGGUGUUUUGUUUUUUUUGUUGUUGUUGUUGUUGUUUUUUUUGGUUGUUGUUUUUUUGUGUGGUGGAGGAGAAGCAGUUUGUGUGGAGAUCCAGACGAGGAUAGUCGAAGCAGGCAGCGCCGGGUUGCUGCUCCACCGCGCGUCCUGGACACGAUCCGGAGCUGCGUCCUGCCCUUUCAUUACCGGUGCUGGUGAGACCGAGGGGUCAACCCCUGCAGAGGCAACACUGAGGAAACAUCAUGGCCUUAGCGGGAUGCCCUGACUACUUCCUACGUCACUCAAACUACCAGGAAAGGAUGGACCGCUCUUCCUCUCGCAGGCCUGAAGAACUGAUUGUUCCAGGCUUUCAGCGCUCAGCUAAUCAAAGUUUGCCACAUCACCACGACGACGAUGUGGACCUGGAGCAGCUGGUGAACGACAUGAACUCCUCCAUGGAGAGUGUGUACUCCACACAGGCAGACACGGCCCUCCUCCUCAACAAUGGCCACGCUCCUCCCCACCACCAUCACCACGUACAGGCUGCCUACCUGGGACAAAACCAGGCUCACCGUCGUCACACCCCGCCCCUGCAUCCUUCUUCCCCCUCCAGGGAAAGGCUGAGACACUCUCAGCCCAUGCACAUCCAGGCUGUCAGGUGCCUGAGGGAAGAGCAGCACUUGCGUCCAGCCUCCCUGCCAGCCAUCCCCAACCCUUUCCCUGAGCUCUGCAGCCCAGCGGGAUCCCCCAUUCUCAGCCCCAUACAGACCUCCGACAACCACAUAGUGAAGGUGUGGAGCGAGGAUGGGGCCGGCAAAGUGGUGGAGAUUCCAGCAGACAUGACAGCCAGAGACGUGUGCCAGCUGCUGGUCUACAAGAGCCACUGUCUGGACGACAACGCCUGGACACUGGUGGAGCACCACCCCAUCCUCGGCCUCGAGCGAUGUCUGGAGGACCACGAGCUGGUGGUUCAGGUUCAAGCCUCCAUGAGCAGCGACAGUAAAUUCCUCUUCAGGAAGAACUAUGCCAAAUAUGAAUUCUUCAGGAACCCCCUGAACUUUUUUCCAGAGCAGAUGGUGGCUUGGUGUCAGGAGUCUGACGGCUCAAUCCCUCAGUCACAGCUCUUACAGAACUUUCUGAACUCGAGCAGCUGUCCAGAGAUCCAGGGCUAUCUGUAUGUGAAGGAGCCUGGACGCAAGUCCUGGAAGAAGCUCUACAUGUUUCUGCGACGCUCGGGUCUCUAUUAUUCUACUAAAGGAACAUCCAAGGAGCCCCGACACCUGCAGCUGAUGUCAGAUCUGGAGGACAGUAACAUCUUCACCAUCAUCACAGGCAGAAAACUUCACAACGCCCCCACAGACUACCAGUUCUGUAUCAAGCCCAGUAAAGUGAGGAGUGACUGUAAGGAGCUGAAGAUGCUGUGUGCAGAGGACGAACAGAGCAGGACCUGCUGGAUGACUGCUUUCAGACUGUUCAAAUAUGGGAUAGUGCUGUAUCAGAGCUACAACGUGCCCCAGCAGAGGAAGUCGAACCUCUCGCCUUUCUCUGCGCCUGUGCGGAGUGUAUCUGAGAACUCCCUGGUUGCCAUGGACUUCUCCGGACGGACCGGACGCGUCAUCGACAACCCUGUGGAGGCCCAGAGCGCCGCACUGGAGGAGGGACAGACCUGGAGGAAAAGGAGCCAGCGUAUGAAUGUCCUGGGCAGUCCCAGCCCCCUGCAUCCAUCGUCUCUGAGCACAGUGAUCCACAGGACACAGGUAUGGUUUCAUGGUCGCAUCAUGAGAGAGGAAGCCCAUAAAAUGAUCAUACAACAAGGACAAGUAGACGGGUUAUUCCUGUUGCGGGACAGUCAGAGUAAUCCCAAGGCAUUCGUGCUCACUUUGUGCCACCACCAGAAGAUCAGGCACUUCCAGAUCCUACCGUGCGAGGAGGACGGUCAGGUGUUCUUCAGCCUCGACGACGGCGCCACCAAGUUCACCGACCUGAUCCACCUGGUGGAGUUCUACCAGCUCAACAGAGGAGUGCUGCCCUGCAAGCUCAAACACCCAUGCACCGCUGUGGCCUUGUGACACUCCACCCACCCAAUACCGCCCCAUUUUUUGCACACCUCUCACCCUGAGAUCCCUCCUUCCUUCCCCCCCACCCCCCCCCCCCUGCCCCUCCCUCACCAACACGACUGGGUUGAGGAGAUAGAGAGAAGUUACGUCAUGUUUUUGGGGAUGUGACCAACUCUGCAGGAGCCGGCGUUGGAGCUCUGACGUCCCCGGUGCCCUUCUUUUCUCGGCCUUACUGCUGUUUGGAUGCGUGAAUGAGAAUCUCUGGGACAAUCCAAGUGUUGCGGAUUGUGGACAGCAGUUGCCCAACUCCUGCGAUGUUGUCACGGAGACUCUGUUGUUUUGUCGUUGCCGUUCUGACCCCGGACAAAGACCAACGCUAUGUGAAAAACACAAAACAGCCACAGUAACAUCUUUCCAGCAGGAGUGCUGCGGGUCUCUUGGAUGGAUCCCUCCCUCAGUGCCCCUCACCCUUCACCUCCCACCCCCCUCCUGCCCACCAACCUCCCCCAUCCUCCAGGCCUGAUAAGCUGUGGUGCCCGCCCCACCCUCGCUCCCUCGCCACUGAGGCGAGCGGGGAGCACCACCCCUCUGACUUCCUCAUUGAUCAUCAGGGAUGGACGGGAACCUCUCUGGGUCUUAUCAAACCUGAUCCAGGAGUUUUCUCAACCUGUGCAGUCCAGUCUGGAUAAGCUGACACCCUGCCCCUCCUCCCCUUCCCCCCCCACCUCCACACCAACACCUUUGCGGGCUUGAAAUGGCGUCUCUGCUGUGACCCACAACCCCCUCUGGUGCAACCCCCCGAUCCUGCCUCCACACAAGCUCAGAGAAAAGUGGCGAGAGAAAAGAGAAGAAGCUAAAGGCAAGACGAGCAGAGCAGUGGCGAGGGUUUGCUGAAAGGACAGAGGAAUGUUUAUCAGGAAGGCUGUCACAAGCCUCUCUUGUAGAGUUGAUUACUUGAUGUCAUUUUAAUGCUGUUUUAUUACUGUUGAUUCAAUGCAGAACUAGUUUUGCACUCCUGGGCGGACAGACGACAGCUCUCUAGCUAAAUGAAACUGCCUCCUCUUCCUCCUCCACUCCCCUUCUGAAAAGCAUGCAUGUGAAUUCUCACCAGCUCUGAUUGGAUUUACAGUGGCGUGGGAGCAAAGAGUCACAGCUGAUUAUGCAGUGCCUUUCAGAAAGGUUUAGGAACAUGUUGGACCUCCGUGCGUCUCGUACCAACAAGACCAUAAAUAACAAAUGUGCUCUUGAACCAGCUGCAGCAUCUCAAGACUGUGAGGAAGAGGAGGAAGACUGUUAAAUAGACUCCUGAAAAGUAUGUCCACCCCCCAAGCUUCUACCAUUUCAGUCAGUUUUGUUUUUUUUUUUUUUAAAUUGAAAGGGUUAUAUCUGUCGGUGAAUUUGUCUUUGAAUGUCGUUUUCUUUUUCCUAAGUCUGUUCUGAGCUCACUGCUUGCACAUUUUAAUCAUCCUGAUUUGAUAUCGAUGGGUUGGAGCUGUCACGUUCGGAUUCUGACCACUGUUCCCUCAUACAAAGCAACAAAAGCACUCUCAUAGCUUUUUUUUUUUUUUUUUUUUAAUAUGUUUUGUUUUUUUUUUUAAUAUGGAAUUUGAACAAAAGACUUGAAACGUGACCUCAGUCGACUGUGCGUCAACACACAGUUGAAUGAGGUUCACUCGCCUUAAGUGAAAAUUAUGAGCCUUGUGUAUAAAAUUUAAAAACAAUGUUAAAAUGCACAUACAGCAACACGUUUGGGAUUCUAAGGGGAUAAAAUACCAUUAAGAAUGAUUAUAUGAAGAAUUAUACAGAGGAAUGGUGUGAGAUUCGCUCUCUUGUCGAGAAAAUUGAUACUACUUUCAUCGCUAAAACUCGCUCGCUGGUCUCUGCCUGAAGGUAACGAGAUCUGUGGCGUAAAUUUCGUCAUCUGUCUGACCCACAGCGUUCAGCCCAGUAUCUGUGUCCGCAUGACCACUACGCUAGGAGCCUGCAGGGGAGUAUAAUGAAGGCCUAAAGCUCUCUAAUUAACAUGUUAUAUCUUACUUAAACAAUAAUUUGUGGAGGAUAUGUGUUAUACUGUUUCUUGACCAGGUACAAUGACUUCCUAAGCCAUGCUAGCAGACUGUGCAGCAGCUUUACAACAGACCAACAUGUCUUUAUUCGAGGACUUAACACUGACAUGACAUAAAGGCGUGACUGUGGUAUCAAUCUUCUCAUCUGAUUCUCAGCAAGAAAGCAAAAAAGUGUUUUCCAAAAAUGUCUUUCUUGAAAGUAAAAAAAUUCGCUUCAAUGUGAUUUAGAAAACAGGUACUGGUGAUCUCACAUCGGACUGAAGUGCAACAUCAUGUCCAGAUAUUUUCCAUCAGCUGCAUGGGAGUUGUUGUUUUUUUAGCAUCAGUGGUGUCAGUCCCUCACAGUAAAGCAUUAAGGGCUUCUUUCUUGAAACUGAACUGAACAGACUUUUAUUUUUUUUCAACAGUCAUACAGCAAGAAAUCCAUCAAAACAGGGGCAGAGGAAAACAACACUGCAUACAUGUUGCAUUUUCAGUGUUGAAAUUUGCUGAAAAGUUGAUUAACAGGUUCCCAAAUGGGAGUACGUUGCUACUUUUAGCAAAGUGAAUAUUUGGUUUUUAAACUGUUGGUCGGAUGAAAAAAGCAAUUUGAAGGUGUCACCAGAUUUUAUUGACCAAAUUAUACAUCAGUUAACCAAAAUGUUUAAAACUAAGCGAUCCUAAAAAUAAUCAAUCAUUGCACCCCUGGAUGAUAUGACUUGCAUGCUCAAUAUUCUUGUGUCUGCAGCUCUAGUUGAAAACAACUUGAUAAUGUGUCUUUCUGGUAAUUGUUGAAAGCAUUCUGGGAAGGGAAGUAAAAAGGAGACGGAGUCAGGUUGUGCUCGGAGAAGUCAGUCCGCCGACAAAAUAGACUGACGCUAAAGUAGUCUGUUCUUACUUAAUGUGUAGGAUAAAACACCCCACUCUGGCGCCCUCCAGUGGUUUAAAAAAAAAAGACACUGUAGCAUACGCACUAAGACUGAAUGGAGUUAAAAGCAGCACAUAGACGACAGCUACAACUACAUUUUUACACACAGGAAAUAUUAGAAUAACUGUUUUCCCAUCCGUGUAAAAAGUCCACUCAAAGACGCUUUUACAGAGUUGAAUUUUUCCCCCCGCUUUGUCCAUGACAGUGAUCAUAUUGACAGGACAAGACAACGGGAAAAAGAGGCAUGUUUAGCUUGGUCCUCAACCCCUCCUGUCCUCAGCUGCACCUCCUACAUCCAGAUUGGCAGUGAGCGGGGUUACCACGAGGCCAUCGGAUUCCCUGCCAGGCUAACUAAACUCUCACUAAGUACUGUCAUUGACACACAAGCCACUGCCGCCACCAGUCAACUAAUCACGUGGCUUUAACCAACUCACCAGCUCUGCGCUCCACCAAUCAGGCCUUUCCAGUCAGUCAGGGCAGACUCUCUCCAGGGAUUGGAUAAUGCUUGAACCCCCCUGCCCCCCUCUCCCACUCGUGUCCAGCCUGUAAGCUAUGACCCUGUGGUGAAUAUGUGUGCACGGUGUGUGUGUGAGUGUGUGUGUGUGUGUGUGUGAGUGUGUGUGCGUGGACGGCCAGACUGUUAUAUUCACUCUUCAGGAUUGCUAACUCUGCUGGUUAUCAUACUUGCCUUUUAGAGACAGUAGGAAGAAGGUUGCUUGUCGGUUGGGUAAAGUCAAGACAGGAGUUUGGCUGGAGGUAUCCCAGCAUUCCCAGUCCUCGUCUGAGGGUCUUUCCUGUCUGUCAGAGAGGGACGCGAAGCCACGUCGCUAUGUAUCAGCGGGGACGAGUCACCGUUCUCUCCUCCUCCCUCCAUUUUUAAUCACUGUGCUACAAUGCAAUCCUUUACACAAGUCCAAUUAUAUGAAUAUACCAGUAUAAAGUAUCAUGUGUUUUCUAAGUAUGUGAAGCUAUGGAGAAGAUGUAGAUCUAACACUGUACCUAGGUCACAGAUCACUAUGUAUGGGGUGUUAUGCUUUUGCUCAUAACUCCAUGUAAAAUGAAGAAUGAUUUAUUUUG